Molecule: messenger RNA, 1128 nt
Organism: Dictyostelium purpureum
Lineage: Eukaryota; Evosea; Eumycetozoa; Dictyosteliales; Dictyosteliaceae
Exons: 2
Coding region: 1-1128 (375 amino acids)
Biological process (GO): proteolysis
Molecular function (GO): metalloaminopeptidase activity
Source: RefSeq, a predicted model, not a curated record
AUGAAUAAAUUGAUAAAUAAUAAUUUCAUUAAAAAUGUUACAAAAUUUAAUAGAUCAAAUUUAAGUUUAUUAUCAACUAAUAAAAUUAUAAAUAGUAAUAGUUUUGUAAAGCAUUAUACGACUAGCAAUGAAGAAAGAGAUAGAGAGGAGAUCAGAGAGUUUAUAAGACAACAAAGUAUAACAGAUACAAGAAAAAUAGCAAAGCCAAAAAAUGCAAUAAAUAGAAAGGUAAAGAGAAAUUUAGCAUAUCAACACAAUAGAAAUCCAGAUAAUAUUAUUUUGGGGGGAAUUGUAUCAUCAUCACAACCAGUACCACCACACAUUCAAGUACCACCAUAUGUUAAGGGUGAAAAAGUAAUCGAUAUGGAUUUGGAUGACCCAAUUGAAAUUCAUACUCCAGAAAGUAUUGCUGGUAUGAGAGCUGUAUGUAAAUUAGCAAAAGAAAUACUACACUUUGCAGGCACCUUGGUUAAACCCGGUAUUACAACAGACGAAAUCGAUAAAAUUGUUCACGAGGAAAUUAUUAGACGUGGUGCUUACCCAUCACCAUUAGGUUAUAAAGGUUUUCCAAAAUCAAUUUGUACUUCUGUAAAUGAAAUUUUAUGUCAUGGUAUACCUGAUGAUAGACCUCUUCAAAAUGGUGAUAUUAUAAAUAUUGAUGUCACUGUUUAUUUGAAUGGUUACCACGGUGAUACCUCUGCCACUUUUCCAGUUGGUGAAAUUGAUGAAGCCGCUAAAAAAUUAAUCAAUAUUGCUCAAAAAGCUUUAUUUGUUGGUAUGGAGGCUGUUAAACCAGGAGAACAAUUCAAAGAAAUUGGUAGAGCUAUUCAAACUAUGACCCAUAAACAUUCUUUUGGUGUUGCAGCAGAAUUUACAGGCCAUGGUAUUGGUAAAACUUUCCAUUGUGCACCAUAUGUUUUCCAAUGUGUAAAUAAGUUUGAUUUUGUUAUGAAGCCAGGUAUGAUAUUUACAGUUGAACCACUCGUUGUAGAAUCAACUACUCCAUUUGUAGAGUGGGAAAUGUGGGAUGACGAAUGGACAAUUCACACCAAGGAUUAUGGAUGGUCUGCUCAAUUUGAACAUACUAUUUUGGUCACUGAGGAUGGUUAUGAAAUUUUAACAGAAUAA